Plasmodium coatneyi is the source of this 1104-nucleotide messenger RNA. Its product is annotated as KIR protein. The transcript is spliced from 3 exons. Lineage: Eukaryota; Apicomplexa; Aconoidasida; Haemosporida; Plasmodiidae. The record is from RefSeq and is a predicted model, not a curated record. The coding region runs from base 1 to 1104 and encodes 367 amino acids.
AUGAAACUAUAUAGACAGGGUCAGUUUCAAGGGCUGAUACCCUCAAGGUCCACCUUCUACAAUAGAUUCAGUACGGCCUCCUCAAACAAAUGUGAUUGCAAAGAUAUUUUGGGCGAAGAUUGGGAGACUAGGAUCAGUAAUAACGUAGGAUCAGACCAAGGACUUGCUGGAAUGAAGAGCAUGUUCCCAAAAGCUUACUGUUGUGCGUGUAAAAUGAAUAAGGAUAAUCCAUCUAAUGAUGAUUGGUGCCAUUUUUUAUAUUAUUGGAUAGGGGAUAUAGUCUCCGAGGAUUCGGAUAUCUCUAAGUGGACGAAAACCUUGGAAGACAUUUACAACGCGUUCACAGAUAUUUCCAUUCAAAAUAAGUGUAACAUUGUAUACAAGAAUAAAGUUCCCUGGGACAUAUUCUAUAACAGAAGAACAGUAUUCGAUUACUGGAAGGACUCUGAUGCUAUAAAAGCAAUACUAGAGGGUAGUGGCCCCAAUUGUAGUGAACAAUAUGGCUAUUACUUAGAUACAAUGCUUUCGUCUUACUUUGCUGUAAGUGCGCACUGUACAAAAAACAAAGGCGAUGAUUAUUGUAAAUCAUUUUGGGUACAAAAUAAAGAUGAUAUUUUAAUGAAACUGUUAAAAUUACAAUGUGAAUCAGACAAUAAACUGCAAACAGUGAAAGAAGCAAGUACGGCAAGUUCCCAAUUGCAGGAGAAAUUACAGCAAGAACAAGCAAAAGCCUCUAAAGCAAAAGACGAAGCAGUCCGCAAUGCCAAAACGACAUCUUCCAUCACCUCCAUAUUUGGUACAUUAGCAGCAACGGCUUUUCCUUUCUUUUUAUAUAAGUAUAAACCAUGGUCUUCUUGGUUUGGUAAUCACACUUUUGGAAAUGGAGGAGGAAGAAGAAGCACAAGAAGGAAAAGAUCAACCACACGAAACCUUGAUACGUUCACAGAAAACAGCUCAACAUAUGAUUCAACAACUGAAUCAACAAUAGCAGAUUCCACAGCAGAAGAUUCUACCACACUACGUUCUGCCGCGUAUUCUGCACAACCCAGAGGAAGAACGAAUAAUGCGGGGGGUCGAGGGAUGGUAGGUUAUCAGAACAUGUGA